Messenger RNA from Sinocyclocheilus grahami, 1151 nucleotides. RefSeq lists its product as uncharacterized. The coding region runs from base 1 to 870 and encodes 289 amino acids. The transcript is spliced from 7 exons. The record is from RefSeq and is a predicted model, not a curated record. Lineage: Eukaryota; Metazoa; Chordata; Actinopteri; Cypriniformes; Cyprinidae.
AUGGAUAGUGUCUCUAGGUUACUGUUUGGGGAUAUUUUGGAUAGCACAUCCACGCCUUUGGGUACAGACCAACAAAACAAAGAGGGCCAGAAAUCUGCUCCCAAAUCAACCCAAAAGGCCAAGGAACGAGACAAGGACAAAGAUAAACUAACAUCUAAGUCAAGCUCCAUUAUGGAGCAAAGUUUGGAUGAGAGUAAGCCCCACUGGACCCUGCGUGUAGUGAGUGACCACAGUGAGGCAGGAAGUAUAGAAGUGAAGAAAGACACUGAGAAACUAGAGGAGAUCAGAGCCAUGAAACUGGCCUGGGAGGCAGCUGAGCCCGGCAGAGCAGCAAAGGGUCAUCAGUCUCGGCUACAUUAUCUCAAAGAGCUGCAAGAACGUGCAGAGAGUAAAGAGCCUGUCACGGCAGAGACAGACAAUCAACCUCAGCCCCAACAGAGUGGAGAGUUCAUACAGAAGACUGACAAAAAUUAUAUUGAUUAUGCACCAUUUAUCAGGAAGUCUUUGCCGCAGCCUCGUCUGAAGGAUGAAGUGUUGGAGGAGGAGCAGAGGAGGGAACGCUCUGAGAAGUUCCAAAGUUUCCGCCUGAUCUGGGACAAUAUUCUGGAACAGCGUAAACAGGAAAAAAUUGCACGCAAGGAAAUGAUGAAACGACAGCUAGAGACUUACAUUGGCUUUCAGGACACAAUGGAUGCAUAUCGGCAAAAGAUGCUACAGACUCGUGAGGCAUUCUGUUCCCGCAUCCUAAAGGAGCAGUCACAUAAGAAAAUGGAAGAGCCACCUAAGGAAACAGUCGAACAGGUUGAGCUAGAGAAAAACCCUACUGUGGUCCAGUCAAGUGGACGUAAGAGUGGGGGCAAGAGGAAGUGAUCUGACCGACCAAAAUUUCAUAGCAAUCAAAUAAGCAGUCACUCAUUCUAAUAUUACUCUUCGUUUUAUUAAGACUAUUGCAUUGCCUGUCCUUUUUGAAAAUAUAUUAAGAAAAGAUUUAUUUUGUAACAAGUGAAUUCAGUUUGUAAGAUUAGCAUGCAGAGUCACCUUUCACUGUCAGGUUAUCUUCCUCUGUGAUUCUUUAUUUAAAUGGUUACUGUCAGGAUUGAUUUGAGCAGCUCUGAAGGACAGCCUGUCUCAGAGUGGCGAAUAUUGUUUCC